AUGGCCCGCUGGAUCCCCACCAAACGCGAGAAGUACGGGGUCGCCAUCUACAACUAUGAGGCCGUGCAGGACGUGGAGCUGUCCCUGCAGGUGGGGGACACCGUUCACAUCCUGGAGAUGUACGAAGGCUGGUACCGAGGAUACACGCUCCGCAAUAAAUCCAAGAAGGGCAUUUUCCCAGAAACUUACAUCCAUUUGAAAGAGGCCAUUGUGAAGGACCGGGGGCAGCACGAGACGGUGAUUCCCAGCGAGCUGCCCCUCGGCCAGGAGCUGACGGCCACGCUGCGGGAGUGGGCAGUGAUCUGGCACAGGCUGUACGUGAACAACAAAACCACACAGUUCAGGCAUGUCCAGCAGCUCACCUACAGCCUGAUAGAGUGGAGAUCCCAAAUCCUCUCCGGGACCCUGCCCAAGGAUGAACUGGCUGAGCUCAAGAAAAAAGUCACUGCCAAGAUUGACUAUGGCAACAGGAUCCUGGGUCUGGACCUGGUUGUCCGAGAUGACAAUGGGAACAUCCUGGACCCAGAUGAGACCAGCACAAUCUCCCUCUUCAAGGCCCAUGAAACUGCAUCCAAGAGGAUUGAUGAGAGGAUCCAGGAGGAGAAGUCCCUGCAGCAGAGUUUGGACCUCCGGGGACAGCCAAUAUUCAACUCCACACACACUUACAGCCUCUAUGUGAACUUCAAGAACUUUGUCUGCAACAUUGGGGAAGAUGCAGAGCUGCUGAUGAGCCUCUAUGACCCUGACCUCUCCAAAUUCAUCAGUGAAAAUUAUCUGGUUCGUUGGGGCAGCAAUGGGAUGCCUAAAGAAAUUGAGAAACUGAACAACCUCCAAGCAGUGUUUACUGACUUGAGCAGCUCAGACCUGAUCAGGCCCAGGAUCAGCCUGGUGUGCCAGAUCGUGCGCGUGGGGCACAUGGAGCUGAAGGAUGGCAAGAAGCACACCUGCGGGCUGCGCAGGCCCUUCGGCGUGGCAGUGAUGGACAUCACUGACAUCAUCCACGGCAAGGUGGACGACGAGGAGAAGCAGCAUUUUAUCCCCUUCCAGCAGAUUGCCAUGGAAACCUACAUCAGGCAGCGGCAGCUGAUCAUGUCCCCCCUGAUCGCCUCGCACGUCAUCGGCGAGAACGAGCCCCUCACCUCCGUCUUCAACAAAGUCAUCGCUGCCAAGGAGGUCAACCACAAGGGCCAAGGUCUCUGGGUCUCCCUGAAGUUGCUCCCUGGGGAUCUGGCUCAGGUUCAGAAGGAUUUUUCCCACCUUGUAGACAGAUCCACUGCAGUGGCUCGAAAAAUGGGGUUCCCUGAGAUCAUCCUUCCUGGUGAUGUCAGGAAUGACAUCUACGUCACCCUGAUCCAGGGGGAGUUUGACAAAGGCAAGAAGAAAACCCCCAAGAACGUCGAGGUCACCAUGUCUGUGCAUGAUGAGGAUGGGAACCUGCAGGAGAAAGCCAUCCACCCUGGGGCUGGCUACGAGGGAGUCUCGGAGUACAAGUCUGUGGUUUAUUACCAGGUCAAGCAGCCCUGCUGGUACGAGACUGUCAAGGUGGCCAUUGCCAUAGAGGAAGUCAGUCGCUGCCACCUGAGGUUCACGUUCCGUCACCGCUCGUCCCAGGAGUCCAGGGACAGAUCUGAGAGGGCUUUUGGCAUGGGCUUUGUGAAGCUGAUGAAUGCAGAUGGAACAACACUGCAGGAUGGCAAACACAAUUUGAUUAUUUACAAGGGUGACAACAAGAAAAUGGAAGAUGCCAAGAGUUAUUUGACUCUUCCUUGCACCAAAACAGAGAUGGAGGAGAAGGAGGCUCCCUCAGGGAAAAACCUGCACUCUCUGGCCAACUUCACCCCCACGAAGGACAGCACAAAGGACAGCUUCCAGAUUGCCACUGUCAUCUGCUCCACCAAACUCACCCAGAAUGUUGACCUGCUGGGUUUGCUGAACUGGCGCUCCAACGCCCACAACAUCGCCCACAACCUCAGGAAGCUCAUGGAGGUGGAAGGAGGAGAAAUUGUGAAGUUUUUGCCAGACACCCUCGAUGCACUUUUCAACAUCAUGAUGGAAAUGUCAGAAAAUGAAACCUAUGAUUUCCUGGUGUUUGAUGCCCUGGUGUUUAUUAUUUCUUUGAUUGGAGACAUCAAGUUCCAGCAUUUCAACGCUGUGCUCGAGACUUACAUCUACAAACACUUCAGUGCAACCCUGGCCUAUGUGAAACUCACCAAAGUGCUGAACUGCUACGUGGGGAAUGCUGAGGACUCCAGCAAGACAGAGCUGCUCUUUGCAGCCCUGAAAGCCCUGAAAUACCUGUUCAGGUUCAUCGUGCAGUCCCGGGUGCUGUACCUGAGUGUGUAUGGGAAGAGUGAGGAUGGGAAUGAAUUCAACGAUGCAAUUCGCCAGCUCUUCCUCUCCUUCAACAUCCUCAUGGACCGGCCCCUGGAGGAGGCUGUCAAGAUCAAGGGGGCAGCUUUAAAAUAUUUGCCAAGCAUCAUAAAUGAUGUGAAACUGGUAUUUGACCCCGUUGAGCUCAGUGUCCUCUUCAGCAAGUUCAUCCAGAGCAUCCCUGACAACCAGCUGGUCCGGCAGAAGCUGAACUGCCUGACCAAGAUCGUGGAGAGUGACCUGUUCAAGCAGGCUGAGUGCAGAGAUGCCCUCCUGCCCCUGCUCAUCGAUCAGCUGAGUGGGCAGCUGGAUGACAACUGCAGCAAGCCCGACCACGAGGCCAGCUCCCAGCUCCUGAGCAGUGUCCUGGAGGUCCUGGACCGCAAAGAUGUGGGUGCCACUGCUCUGCACAUCCAGCAGAUGAUGGAGCGGCUGCUGCGCCGGAUCAACCGCACGGUGAUCGGGAUGAGCCGCCAGAGCCCGCACAUCGGUAUCUUCGUGGCCUGCAUGACAGCCAUCCUGAGGCAGAUGGAUGAUUUCCAUUACAGCCAUUACAUCAACACUUUCAAAACCAGGCAGGACAUCAUUGAUUUCCUGAUGGAAACAUUCAUUAUGUUCAAGGACCUGAUUGGGAAGAACGUGUAUGCAGCUGACUGGAUGGUCAUGAACAUGAUGCAGAGCAGGGUUUUCCUCCGGGCAGUGAACCAAUUCACCUCCGUCCUCAACCGCUUCUUCCUGGAUCAGACUCAUUUUGAGCUCCAGCUCUGGAAUAACUAUUUCCACUUGGCCGUUGCCUUCCUCACUCACGAGUCCCUGCAGCUGGAGACCUUCUCCCAGGCCAAACGCAACAAAAUCAUCAAGAAGUAUGGGGACAUGAGGAAAGAAAUUGGCUUCAAAAUCAGGGAUAUGUGGUACAACCUGGGUCCCCACAAAAUCAAGUUCAUCCCAGCGAUGGUGGGGCCGAUCCUGGAGGUGACCCUGGUCCCAGAGCCUGAGCUGAGGAAAGCAACAAUUCCCAUUUUUUUUGACAUGAUGCAGUGUGAGUUCAACUUCAGUGGGAAUGGGAACUUCCACAUGUUUGAGAACGAGCUGAUCACCAGGCUGGACCAGGAGGUGGAGGGCGGCCGAGGGGAUGAGCAGUACAAGGUCCUGCUGGAGAAACUGCUGCUGGAGCACUGCAGGAAGCACAAGUACCUGGCAGCCCCAGGAGAGGUGUUUGCCCUGCUGGUCAGCAGCCUCCUGGAGAACCUGCUGGACUACAGGACCAUCAUGCACGAUGAGAGCAAGGAGAACCGCAUGAGCUGCACCGUCAACGUGCUGAAUUUCUACAAGGAGAAGAAGCGAGAGGACAUUUACAUCAGGUAUCUGUACAAGCUCAGGGACCUGCACACAGACUGUGAGAACUUCACAGAGGCUGCCUACACCCUGCUCCUGCACGCUGAGCUGCUCCAGUGGUCAGAGAAGCCCUGUGCCCCUCACCUGCUGCAGAGGGACUCCUUCUGUGUGUACUCCCAGCAGGAGCUCAAGGAGAAGCUGUACCAGGAGAUCAUCUCCUUCUUUGACAGGGGCAAGAUGUGGGAAAAAGCCAUUCAGCUGAGCAAGGAGCUGGCUGACAUGUAUGAGAACAAGGUCUUUGACUACGAGGGACUUGGCAAUCUCCUGAAAAAAAGAGCCACUUUUUAUGAGAACAUCAUGAAGGCCAUGAGACCUCAGCCUGAGUACUUUGCUGUUGGCUACUAUGGACAGGGUUUUCCCUCUUUCCUCAGGAACAAGAUUUUCAUCUACCGUGGCAAGGAGUACGAGCGCAGGGAGGAUUUCAACCUGAAGCUGCUGACCCAGUUCCCCAAUGCUGAGAAGAUGACCAGCACGGCCCCUCCAGCAGAGGAGAUCAAGGCUUCCCCCAAACAGUAUGUGCAGUGCUUCAUUGUGAAGCCUGUGAUGAACCUGCCACCUAAUUACAAAGAUAAACCUGUUCCUGAACAGAUCUUAAACUACUACAGAGCCAACGAGGUGCAGCAGUUCACUCACUCCAGACCUGUCCGGAAAGGAGAGAAGGAUCCAGACAAUGAGUUUGCUAACAUGUGGAUAGAGAGGACAACCUACACGACAGCUUAUUCCUUUCCAGGCAUCCUCAAGUGGUUUGAGGUCAAACAGGUCACAACGGAGGAGAUCAGCCCCCUGGAGAAUGCCAUAGAAACCAUGGAGCUGACCAAUGAGAGGAUCACCAACGUGGUGCAGCAGCAGGGCUGGGACCGCAGCCUGCCCGUGCACCCCCUGUCCAUGCUGCUCAGUGGCAUCGUGGACCCCGCGGUCAUGGGGGGCUACACCAACUAUGAGAAGGCUUUCUUCACAGAGAAAUAUCUCCAAGAACACCCUGAAGAUCAAGACAAAAUUGAGCUGCUCAAGCAACAAAUUGCAAUACAGAUGCCUCUCCUGGCAGAGGGGAUCCGGAUCCACGGCGAGAAGCUGACGGAGCAGCUGAAGCCGCUGCACGAGAGGCUCACAGCCUGCUUCAGGGAGCUCAGGAGGAAGGUGGAGAAGCAGUACGGGGUCAUAACUCUGGUGAGGAAACCUGGUUCUUCCAUGUUUUGCCCCAGAGGAACCAAACUCCUCCUUUUCCACCCCCGCUCGGGCUCCAUGGUGCUGCCCUACAUCAUGUCCUCCACCCUCAGGAGGCUCUCAGUCACCUCCGUGGCCUCCUCUGUGGCCUCCACGUCAUCCACCUCGUCCGACAGCGCUCCCUCCAGGCCGGGCUCCGACGGAUCUACCCUGGAGCCUCUCCUGGAGAGGAGAAUAUCCACGUCUUCCAGAGCUGAGGAGCUGCCUGUGAAAGAAGAUGGUGACAACAGGAUUAGCAAACUCAAGAGGAAGGAGUGGAGCAUUAGCAAGUCUCAGGUUAUUGUGGAGAAGGAGCCAGAAACAGAAGUGACUUCCAAAAUGGUAAAAACCCCAUGCUCCCCCUCGUUGCAGGCUGAUGGAUUGGCCACGCCACCCCCCCCUCCCCCCAAAAGCAAACCCUACGAGAGCAGCACCCCCAGGAACUCUGUGGAGGUUGCUCCAGCGCUGCCCAGCAGGCGAGAGGCCAAACCUCCCCCUCCACCCCCCAAAACCAGGAAAUCCAGCGUGGUGUCCUCGGAGCAGGGGCUGCCCUGAGCCUGGGGGGUGCCAGCAGUGCCAGCCUGCAGUGGUGCUUCAUCUCCUGCCAGCCUGGCAUCUCCCUGCCCUGGCAUCUCCCCUGCCCUCCUUCCACCCUGCCCUGGAGCUUUCCUGGCAAAUCCCACAGAGGAAACGUGGCUGGGGCUGGGCUCCCUCGCUGUGUUUGCCUGUGCACUGCUCACACUGAUCCUGAGCUGUCCCUCACACACUGAUCCUGCCCUGUCCCUCACACACUGAUCCUGAGCUCUCCCUGACACACUGAUCCUGCCCUGUCCCUCACACACUGAUCCUGCCCUGUCCCUCACACACUGAUCCUGAGCUCUCCCUCACACACUGAUCCUGAGCUCUCCCUCACACACUGAUCCUGCCCUGUCCCUCACACACUGAUCCUGAGCUCUCCCUGCUGCAGUUCCUCUCCCUCCUGGGCCUGUCUGUCCUGGGUUGGUCACUGCUGCAAUGCCAGCAGCUCCUCCCAGUGCCCUGGGAAUCCUGGCUGAUCCCACUGCAGGGCUCAGGGUCUGUGCCCAGCUCUGCUUGCUUUGGUACAAGAUCUCAUUUGUGCUUUUAAUGGGGUGGGAAAAGCAUCCUGUGAAUGUUGGAGAUGACAGAAGCUGCACUUUGGCCAGGGCUGGACUGGCACCACUGCACUGAUGGCAGAGCUUCACUGGCACCACUGCACUGACACCAGGACUUUACUGGUUCCACAAACAGAUCAUGGCCUCUUUAUUUAUCAUCAAUAUUGAUGAAGAUUUUGCUUUCUCUUCCAGGAAAUAAUUUUGUUUGUUCAUUCUGUCACUUUGCUUCUGAUUAUCUUGUAGGAGUUGGGAGGAGCCACUGAAACCCUGCUGAGGGUGUUGCUCACAGCAGGAAUACAAUUAUUGUUGGGCUGGGGGUUCAUGGGCCAUUAUUGUGCUCCCCUGACUGAAAGAAGUUUCUGACCUUACUGAAAAACCAAAGUUUGUUAAACCUAAUGAAAAGUUUCCUCAGCAAAGUCUUUUUCAGGGAAAAGCAAACCCAACAAAACCCAACCCAACAAAAGCCACCCCCAGGAGGGUUUUGCUCAGACUGAAGUUGUCAUUUCCUUUUGUCCUUCCCAAUUCUUUUGACAUGAGUGUGAGUGCAGGGGCUGGAAGCAGAUUGCCCUCAUCCCAGAUCAUCCCAGAGUGCCAUCAGCUCCAGCCUGAGCUGCUCUGGAGGUGGCACUGCAGUCACAUCCCAUCCAUCCCCAGCCUGAUUGCUGCUGCACAUUCCAGCUGCCUCCGGGCUGCUGCUCCUCGGGGGAGCUCUUGGAACCUCCCUGGGGCACUGUGUGCCCUGUCAGCUCCUCCUCGUGUUCCUGACACAGACACUGCUCAACUGCAAAACCUCUGGGCUUUCCUGCCCUUCAUUUCCUGUGCAUUCUCCCUCCCUGGAUGCUCUGAAAGUUCCCCUAAAGCAGCUUUUUGUGUGGGCUGAGGUUCUGCUGCAGGCAGAGCAGCAGGAUGUGCUCUGGGCUGUCUGAGGUGCAUCCUGGUGUUCAUUCUGUGCCUUUCUCCUCUCAGCCAGGUUGGGUUUAACGCAGUGGGUCAGCAGGAGCAGGGCAGGCUGAGCAGGGAUCCCAGGAUGGUUUCCCUGGUGUGGGCAAACAGGCUGAGCUGUCAGGUUUGGGUGUUUUGGUUCUCAGUGACUUUGGAGUCCUCUUUGCAGCCUUUUUGUUCUGCUUUAACCACCUUCACAUAUGGAGGUACCUUUUGCAUCCAGGUUUUUUCCUGGAGAAGGAAACCUCCAUGCAGAAAACACUCACAGGAGGAGGUCUGACCUUGGGAAGAAUUUUUCAGCUGAUUUUUAAUCAGCUGUUUGCUCUCAGAUUCGGCUCUGGCUGCAUUUUCUGCAGCUACAGAUCAGGAUUUUGAGCAGAAUCUUUGGCAUGUUGGUGGUGAAUUAUCCCUCCCUCUCUGCAGCUGCCACCUUCAGCUCUGCCCUGCCUUGACACUGCUCCUCUCACCUUAAACCUCACCUGGCUUUGCUGCUCACAAGUUCAGGUUCUCCCGUGCCCCCUGUGCGUGCCCAGUUUGGGGUGGGCACCCCUGGCUGCGAGGAGAGGAGCAGCUCACACCAAAGAGCUCAGAACAAACUUUCCCUUCCCAGCACAUUUUGGGCAUUUCACUGGCAAAUUUGCCACAAAGGACUCUAAAUUUGGUUCUGUUUUUUUCCUUUCUCAGCAUUAUUUAUGUUUUAGAGUUUUAAACUUGUCCCACUCCUGCUCCUUUUGGCAGUGUCCCCAGUGUGGUGUCCAGUUCUCUUACCUGGCUGGUAAAAGUUGGCAUCACUGGGCUCAGAGGUGCAAGAUGGAAUUUCUGUUCUGUGCCCAAAUGAUUCAGGGCUUUGGGCCAGUUUUGGGGGAAAAAAACAUCCAAGAGUCAGAUUUUUAAAGGCAUUUGGGCAUUAAGUGCGUGAGGAAGAACAGGGCAUGAAAGUGAUUUUAAAUGAGUGGAGUUAAGUGCCCACUCUAAGGACAAAUCCCACUGGAACCUUCAUUGUGUGAAGUGUUUGCUCCUUGCUUGGGUGAGGUUUCAUUUUCAGAGGCACUUCAAGGUGUCUCUACCUUGUUUCUUUAAAUGAGAAUCAUCUCUUCAGGUUCAUUGGGUGCUUUAGGAAAUGCCUCCAAUGUGUUUUCAGCUGUUGGGUUUCAAAUGGGAAGAGGACAUUCCACAAUGAUGAUCUCUGCACACCACAAAUUGCAGCAAUUUCUGCCCAAUUCCUGCUUUUGAAUAAAAUCUCAAAGUUAAAACAUCCCCUCUGCAGAGGAGACAAAACCUAAUCCCAUUUCAGAGCCAAGCUGCUCAAAGCUGCUGUGAAAUUUCAACUCUUUGAGGAUUUCAGUUUUUCUCCUUUGGAGAAAUGUGCUCAACACUUGUUUUCUGGAGCUUUGAAUUAAAAUGUGUCAUGCUGGGAUGAAUUCCUUUAGAAAUGUGGCAGGGGCAGAGGGGAGCAGGCAGUUUUGGAUUAUUGGAUUAGGGAAGGACAGGGAUUGCAGGGGGAGCAGCUCUGUGAGCCCCAGCAGGGAUUUUGGGGCUCCUGCUCCCGCUCACACUGAGCUGCACUUGCAGUGACAACGCCUCAGAUUUUCCUCUCCUUAUUUAUUUUUACCAUUGUAAAUGGAAAUAAUCACUUUAAGUCUGUAAUUUAACUAAUUUUUUUAUAUAGUGAAAGCAUUGCUGACCUGCUUCUGCUACCUUCUUUUGAUUAUUUUUAUUUUAAUGAAAAACUUGACCUUAUUUUUGCUGUUGCAGACCAAAUCCUGUGGUGGACCAGGGUAAGCUUAUCCAAAGACUACAGCAGGGAGGAAAAAUACACAAAUAAUGGGAUUUUAUGGCUGUUCAAAGCACCAGGUUCCCCUGAUUCUUCUCUCUGAGCAUUAAUUAAAGCACUUUAGGACAUUUUGGGCACUACAGGGAUUAUUCAAAGCAGGUUCACACCUUAACCCAUUUUUCAGGUGCAUGUGGUGCUGGUUUGUAUCUUUAGGCAGAGUUCACCCCAAAUUACAUUUGGGUCAUUUUUCUCACUGUGCUAUUGCAGAGGUUUCAUCACUCUGAACCCUGGGAUGAGUUUGUUGGGAGUUCAGGAGGGUUUGGGUGUUGUGGAAGGAGUUGUUGUGUUCUGGGAUCCUGGGUUGGUGGUUUCAGUGCAAAUGUUUGGGGUUUUUUUCAGUCCUUUGCAACUGAAUCAGUAAAAAAUUCAGCUUUAAAGCGGCUCUGGAGAGAGCUUUGGGAAGGGACUGCAGCUCUCUGGGUAAAUGCCACGAUUCACUCAAUCUGUACAGCAAGGUGUACACAUUUCUGUGGGGUUUUUACAUGUAAUGAUUGCUGUAAAGUUUGUAAAUACAUUUUUAAAAUAAAUGUAGU
This is a messenger RNA of Zonotrichia albicollis (white-throated sparrow), 9410 nucleotides long. Lineage: Eukaryota; Metazoa; Chordata; Aves; Passeriformes; Passerellidae. The record is from RefSeq and is a predicted model, not a curated record.